AUGAAUACCUCUGCCCUGGGAACCCAUGAGCUACGCCCUAAUGCUACUGGCCAUAGGCGUGAGCAAGCCAUUCUCUGUGACAUUGCCUCAGUGUUCCACCUGUUCAUCACACUAGCGAUGGAGAAUGUCAUCCUGGAGAUGACGAGCCCCAAGGGCCAGCGCAGAUACGCUGACACCUGGCGGAUGAUGGACAAGCCUGACCUGCACGCCUAUGCGGGCCUGCUGAUCCUGGUGGGUAGUAAAGUACAUGCCCAGCAAGCCGGCAAAGUACGGGAUCAAGUCGCCUGCAAUGCUGAGACCAGCUACAUGUGGAAGAUGUGGAAGGAACCAGGGGAUGCGCAUCGUGCUGGAUGUCAUGGGGGGCUGCAGGACUGCACCGUCAUGAGGAACAAAGGUGUGCUGCUCCUGAGCACAGUGCAUGCGUGGGCCGAGGUCAACGGCAAGCGCCACGACAGGAAGCCGGCCGCUGUCCUCAACUACAACUGCACCAAAGGUGGCGUGGACAACCUGGACAAGGUGAUCAGCAUCACCAUGAGCAAAAGGUACACUGCUCAGAAGGCCUUAGAGCUAUUUUUAGCAGAGAGUGAGACAGAUAGUGGAGGUGAAGAAGAGGAUGUCUUGGAAUAUGAGGACAAUACUGAAGAAACUUCUAAAUAUGAGAGUGAAUUUGAGGAUGAUGAGGACUCAGAGCACGCAGCAGAAGAAACUACAGAUCCCACUGCUGGAGGAGCCCCACAGCCAACUACAUCCAAGAAUGGCCAGAUUGAAUGGUUUUCAUCUCCGAUGGGUGAAGCCCCUGUUUCAGCUGCUAACAAAAUAAGGAUGGUACCAGGACCCACACGAAUGGCUGUGACACAUGUUCAUGAUAUAGUGUCAUCAUUUGAACUGCUGAUUCCUCACUCAAUCCAGAAAAUCAUUCUGGACAUGACCAAUCUUGAGGGAAGACAUGUUUUUGGGGAGCAGUGGAAAGAGAUGGACCACAUACAUUUGCGUGCCUACUUUGGGAUCCUCAUGCUUGCGGGUGUCUACAGAUCAAGAGGGGAGUCAACUGAAAGUCUGGGGCAUGCUGAGACAGGGAGAGCGAUUUUUGGAGCCACAAUGUCGCUGGAGAGCUUCCACAUAUUCUCCAGGGUUAUCAGGUUUGAUGAUCAGGAAUCAAGACCUGCUAGGCAGAGGAAGGACAAGUUAGCAGCCAUCCGUACUGUGUGGGACAAGUGGGUGGAAUGGCUUCCAAUUCUCUAUAACCCUGGGCCCAAUGUAAUAGAUGAACGGCUUGUGGGGUUUAGAGGCCGUUGCCCCUUCAGGCAGUAUAUGCCCUCCAAACCGACAAGGUAUGGGAUAAAAAUACGGAUUGCCUGUGAUGCGACAUCAUAUUAUGCAUGGAACAUGCAAAUUUAUACAGGGAAGCCAGAGGGAGGAGCCCCUGAGAAAAACCAGGGGACAUGGGUUAUUCUUGAUUUGACACAGGGCCUCAGUGAGCACAUCAUCACUUGUGAUAAUUUUUUCACUACAUACAGCCUGGGACAGGAACUUCUCAAAAGAAAGCUGACAAUGGUUGGCACAAUUAGAAAAAACAGGACUGAGCUCCCACCUCAGCUUCUAAUUGUAAAGAACAGGCCAGUCCAUUCCUCCACCUUUGUGUUUACGGCCAACACUGCCCUCGUAUUCUACAUACCCAAAAAGGGCAAAAAUGUGAUGCUUAUGAGCAGGGAUGGGAGAAUCAGCAGCCGGGAGGACCACAAGCCAGAGGUCAUACUUGACUACAAUGCCACCAAAAGAGAGGUUGACAACCUUGACAAGCUGCUAUCCUGCUACAGCUGCCAAAGAAGAACAUUACGGUGGCCACUUGUGAUUUUAUUGAACGUCCUAGAUAUUUCGGCAUACAAUGCCUUCGUAAUCUGGAUGGCACUUAACCCGGAAUGGAAACAGAAGAAGCUCCAAAGAACAUGUCUUUUUCUGGAGGAACUAGGCAAGGCACUUGUGACACCGCACACACAGAGGAGACAUGUCCCCAGGAACCCAGCUUCUCUUGCCAUCAUUAGGAGGAUACAGGAGGAUCCCUGCUGUUCCACCUGCAGGACCCACACAACCACAACCUCCAGCAGCCACUGGCAAAAAGAGGAAGCGCUGCGAAGUGUGUGGACCCUCAAAGAACUCCAAGACACAGACCACAUGCGCCAAUUGCAAAAACUGCCUGCCCAGUCGGCCGGCAUGGAGAUCCUGGCUCCUGCUAUGCCUCCCUUCUGGUCAACCCCGCUUAUAAGAACCCAGCUUUCUGGCUACCUCCACAUCAUCCUGCCCGGCUUUGGUGUCAACUCAUCUUCCUUCCUGCACUGGCUCAGCACAUCCGGUUUCAUGGACCAGCCUUCCUUCUCUCGUUCCUGA
Molecule: messenger RNA, 2385 nt
Organism: Monopterus albus (swamp eel)
Lineage: Eukaryota; Metazoa; Chordata; Actinopteri; Synbranchiformes; Synbranchidae
Product: piggyBac transposable element-derived protein 4-like
Source: RefSeq, a predicted model, not a curated record